AUGCUGGGCCCCUCCCCCGUCGAUGCCCCACAGCAUGUACUGCAACUCCUUAAGGAACUUCAUCAGAAAUCCUUGGAGCAGGAAGCCCUCAUUUCAAAGAAAGGAAAGGUUUUCUCAGCAGAUGUUCUGGGCGAUCUGAAAGAUCAGCAACCCGCUACCGACCCGAAAGAGGAAUUUGACCGCCUCAUGCUCGACAAGUUCAUCGCUCUGGACGAGGAUAAAUGCCAGUUCACCUAUCAGUUGAUCAACUCCAUGGGAGCCACCAAUAUCGUCGAAGCGGGAACCAGCUUUGGUGUCAGCACCAUAUAUCUUGCUCUUGCUGUUGCCAAAACGAGAGCCCUUACCGGGAAGUCCGGAACCGUGAUUGCAACGGAGAAAGAGCCGGAGAAGGCAGAGAUUGCGCGGAAUUACUGGGCGCAAUGUGGUCCCGAAGUUGAGCAGCAGAUUGAUCUGAGGGAGGGUGACCUGCUUGAGACCCUGAAAGAUGCACUACCACAGAUCGACCUCCUUCUGCUCGACAUCUGGUCCCCGCUUGCUCUCCCGACACUCAAGAGUGUUUUGCCUCGUUUUCGCCCAGGCGCAGUUGUGCUUACUGACAACACGAUUUCGGGUGCUAAGGGCUACGCAGACCUACUAGCAUUUCUGCGAAACCCUGAGAAUGAGUUCCAAAACAUGACUUUGCCUUUCACCAAUGGAUUUGAGAUGACCCACGGCGUCAUUUUGGAGCGGCUUCGUCACCGCAAGGCCGGGCUUUGCGAAACAACAUUUGCCGAAGAUGGCUCGUUGGCUGUUCCGCAAUUUUUAGCCGGGUAUAGAGUGAAAAUUUUCACCUCCACCUUUGGAUCGCUUCCAGGUAAGUUCGAGCCAUCAGCUGCUGCACAAACAUUGUUGCUGCUUAUGGCAAUGGCAACAUGGGGAAACUCCAAGGCCAUUUACAACGAGUCCGUGGGUCUGCAAAAUACUUUAACGAACCUAGUUCGCGAUGAAGGAUUUUUGAAAAUGCAGACCUAG
Molecule: messenger RNA, 1011 nt
Organism: Aspergillus affinis
Lineage: Eukaryota; Fungi; Ascomycota; Eurotiomycetes; Eurotiales; Aspergillaceae
Product: O-methyltransferase
Exons: 3
Coding region: 1-1011 (336 amino acids)
Molecular function (GO): O-methyltransferase activity
Source: RefSeq, a predicted model, not a curated record